Elaeis guineensis (African oil palm) is the source of this 2548-nucleotide messenger RNA. RefSeq names its product probable glycerol-3-phosphate dehydrogenase [NAD(+)] 1, cytosolic. The record is from RefSeq and is a predicted model, not a curated record. NCBI's taxonomy places the organism in Eukaryota, Viridiplantae, Streptophyta, Magnoliopsida, Arecales, Arecaceae. Gene Ontology annotation, cellular component: cytosol. Gene Ontology annotation, biological process: carbohydrate metabolic process; glycerol-3-phosphate catabolic process. Gene Ontology annotation, molecular function: glycerol-3-phosphate dehydrogenase [NAD(P)+] activity; NAD binding.
UGUCUUUCCUUCUCACAGCUAUGCCCAGAGCUCUCCCAUUUAUGGCCGUUUGGAAGGUGGCAACAUCCCAAGUCUUUAAUGCCUCCAGCCAACUCCAAAUCCUAACAGCUUUCAAGAAGCCCCCGAAAAAGCUAAUCUUUUCCCCUUCCCUUCCCCAAUCAAAGCUUCGGCUUCCAAAUCUUAAGUACUGUUCCCAUCCUUCCCCUGCCUCCAUUAACAAGAGAGUUGGAAGUAGCCCAACCGCCCAUCUGUUGCUCAAGUGUAAUGCCUUCUCCUUGUCUUAUUACUGUGAGCUUCGGGUGAAAGAAUUUGAGAAGUUCAAGUGGGGAUAGUGCCGGCUUUGGAGUCUCCGAAAGCCGGGUGUUUUAAAAUUGUUUGAGGUAGAUGACCAAAACUCUAACGGCAAUCCCAAAGGUAUGCUUUUAAGUUUACUUGCGUGCCUUAUCUUUCGAUUUGGUAAGCGCUUGAAGGUAGAUAGGAGACGUUUGAGUGUUUAGAAGUUGACCCAUUGGAGAAAGAUUGGAUUUUUGGCAAGGAAUUUUAUGGUACUGUUGCCUAAAAAGACGGGGUUUUGUGUCUUUCUGACUGUUUUGCGACAGAUUAUGGUAUAGAGGAGCAGUGAAGGCUGAAGUAUUUCUGAUAUCUAGAGGUAAGUCACGAAUUAGAGAACUGGGGUUUGCUGAAAGCUGUUAGAAAUAGAGAAACUUCAGUGUUGGUAUUGGAUGAACCUUUUUAUUUGGCUGUGAUCUAAAGAAUUUGAUUCCUGGGAAAACAUAAGGAAUUCCAAAUUUUGAAGUUUUUUAGUGUGUGGUCCUGGAAAGAAGAUGGUUGGCAGUGUGGAAAGGGAUCAUGGUUCUCUUCACUGUAACGGAUCUAUUCACAACUCCAAUGGUGCUGAAAAAAGGCUUGAUGAGCUCCGUGGCCUUCUCGGCAAGUCCAACGGCGAUCUGUUAAAGAUUGUUGGCAUAGGGGCUGGUGCUUGGGGCAGUGUGUUUGCUGCCCUCUUGCAAGAUGCUUAUGGUCAUUUUCGUGAGAAGGUCCAGAUUAGGAUAUGGAGAAGGGCCGGGAGAUCGGUUGACAGGUCCACUGCAGAGCAUCUAUUUGAGGUAAUCAACUCUAGGGAGGAUGUUCUGAGGCGUUUGAUACGUCGGUGUGCAUACUUGAAAUAUGUUGAAGCAAGGCUCGGGGAUCGAACACUGUAUGCAGAUGAGAUCUUGAGGGAUGGUUUCUGCUUGAACAUGAUUGACACACCGCUCUGCCCGCUGAAGGUCGUGACCAAUUUGCAGGAGGCGGUGUGGGAUGCUGAUAUCGUGGUGAACGGUCUGCCUUCCACAGAGACCCGUGAAGUGUUUGAGGAGAUCAAUAGAUACUGGAAGGAGAGAAUUACUGCUCCAAUUAUAAUCUCUCUGGCGAAGGGUAUUGAGGCAGCUUUAGAUCCAGUCCCACGGAUAGUAACACCCACACAGAUGAUUAGAUGUGCAACUGGAGUUCCAAUUGAGAACAUUCUUUAUCUUGGGGGCCCAAACAUUGCUUCAGAGAUCUACGACAAGGAAUAUGCUAAUGCUCGAAUUUGCGGAUCUGAUAAGUGGAGGAAACCUCUUGCUACAUUUUUGAGGCAGCCACAUUUCAUUGUGUGGGAUAAUAGCGAUCUUGUUACUCAUGAAGUUAUGGGUGGCCUGAAAAAUGUAUAUGCCAUUGGUGCUGGGAUGGUAGCAGCUCUGACAAAUGAGAGUGCAACAAGCAAAUCAGUAUACUUUGCACACUGCACUUCUGAAAUGAUAUUUAUUACUCAUCUAUUGGCAGAACAGCCUGAGAAACUUGCUGGUCCAUUGCUAGCUGAUACCUAUGUAACUCUUUUAAAAGGUCGCAAUGCAUGGUAUGGACAAAUGCUAGCUAAAGGGGAACUGAGUCCUGAUAUGGGUGAUAGCAUCAAAGGGAAAGGAAUGAUUCAGGGUGUCUCUGCAGUUGAUGCAUUUUAUGAGCUUCUCAGCCAGCCUAGCUUAAGUGUGUUGCAUCCUGAAGAAAACAAGCCUGUUGCUCCAGUUGAGCUGUGCCCCAUCCUCAAAACUCUCCACAGAAUUCUAAUAAAAAGGGAAGUCUCUACACAGGCCAUUCUUCAAGCAUUAAGAGACGAAACCAUGAAUGAUCCUCGUGAACGGAUUGAGAUUGCACAAAGCCAUGCCUUCUACAGACCAUCUCUUCUUGGCCAACCUUGAUAACAUCAGCUCAUGAUCAAUCAACAAAAAGACAGAAAACUGGUCCUUCUUGUUAUUCUGUCGAUAUUAGUUUGAUAUGUGAUGGCCUUGAUGGAGUUGGUAGUGCAUAUUUUAUUCAGUUAAUAAGGAAUUUCUUGCCUCUUGCUCGGAACUAUAUUUAAGCACGCUUGAUUUAGUUUCUAUUUGUUAUGUAAACAAGAAGGCAUCCAAUUGAAUCUCGAGAAAAUAUCAAAAUAGAAAGCUACUGCUGUUUGUAAGAGGAGAACUAGUUUCUUUAUUUAUAUUUAAGAUGUACAAGACCUUGUGUGAAAAUAGUUUCAGAUCUAUUGAUG